GUUGGCUACCACGUACGUCGGCUGUGUCACUGCAGCUGGGAGGGAACAACUUGACACCUCCAUAAACAUAUAAAACAGCAACAUCACAAGCUUCCUCCUCUUCUUUCCUCCUCUUCUCUCCUCCCAACUCUGUCUGUGUCUUUUCCGCACCCGAGAUCAACACGCAGUGCAUCCAUCACCCCGCCAUGACUUCUCCCGUCGCCAUCAACCCCUCCCAACAAGCGGGCGGCGGUGCCAGCGAAGGCGCUCGUUCGCUGACCUCAGUCAACGCAAACAUCCAGAAGCGGCUCGAGAAGCUAUUCCAGUCGCUUGCGGAUCGGGACGAUCACACGUGGAGCAAUGCGCAGAUUCGCUCCUUUGUCGAGACCACGCAGCGCCAGGGCCCUUCGCCCGCUCUCGACGAGCUGUUCGCCCGCGAGAACCUCACUCUCGACGCCUUCUUGGCCUGGAUGAAGUCUCGCCAGAGCGCUGCCACCACGCCGCCAAAACCCGAGGAUCUCUCGUGGCCACUGUCCAGCUACUUCAUCAGCUCCAGCCACAACACCUACUUGACGGGCAACCAGCUGUCUAGUGACAGCUCCACCAAGCCCUACACGGACACCCUGCUGCGAGGCGGCCGUUGCAUCGAGAUUGAUGUCUGGGAUGGCGACGAGUCUGAUGCGGAGGGCACAAGUAGCAGCAGCAGUAGCAGUAGUGAUGAGGAGAAUGGCAGAGGUAGGAAGCUCAAGGCUACCAAGAAGCGCGGCACCUUCAACAUCCUCAAGGAGAAGCUUCAAAGGUCCAGCAUCCACGACAAGAAAGAGGGCUCUACUACCACUGCUACUCUUCCAACUAGCGGCAGUCCUGCUCCUACUGCUCCUGUGUCUGGAGAACCUGAAGUUGCUAUCGUCGAGCCCCGCGUCCUCCACGGCUAUACCCUCACCAAGGAGGUGACUUUUCGGGCUGUCUGCAUUGCCAUCCGCGACAGUGCCUUUACUGCCAGUGAGCUACCUGUCAUCGUCUCGCUCGAGGUUCAUUGCGGCCCCGAGCAGCAGCUCGCCAUGGUUCGUAUCAUGAAGGAGGUCUGGGCUGGUCUUCUCACCCCAGAGCCUAGUGAAGACCCUACCGCCCUGCCCAGUCCAGAUGAGCUUCGUCGGAAACUCAUUAUCAAGGUCAAGUAUGUGGCCCCAGGCGCUUCCGCUGCCACGACUGAAGAUACCGAUGAAGACGACCGGGCUCCCGUAAAACUGCCCGCUGGCAGCAAGCAGAGCAAGAACGCGAAGCCCGCAAAAAUCAUCCAGGAGCUGAGCAAGAUGGGUACUUACUCGCGCGGCGUCAGCUUCAAGACGCUCUCGCAGCCCGAGGCUGAAAUGCCCACGCACAUCUUUUCCCUCUCUGAGAAGAAGGUCCAAGAUGUGCACGAGAAGCAGGCUCACGAGCUCUUCAACCAUAACCGCCACUUCUUCAUGCGGACAUACCCCUGGGGAUUGCGAAUUGGAUCUUCCAACCUCGACCCGGCACUGUUUUGGCGAAAGGGAAUCCAGAUUGUGGCCUUGAACUGGCAGAAUUGGGAUGAGGGCAUGAUGCUCAACGAGGGCAUGUUUGCCGGUACCGAUGGUUAUGUGCUCAAGCCUCAGGGCUAUCGUCCUAUCCGGGAACAGGAUGAUGCCGCCUCUAACACCAUCGUCCGCAAAACGCUCCAGCUCGCCAUUACCGUCCUCGCAGCGCAAAACAUCCCCCUGCCCCCGGGCGACUCCUCCGCCAAGAGUUUCGAGCCCUACAUCAAGAUCGAGUUGCACGUCGAGGGCCCUGAAGAACUCCAGGGCGCCAAGAUGCCUAACAAUGGCCACGAGCGCGAGGGUGAGUACAAAGUCCGCUCUCAAACCCACCGCGGCUGCGACCCGGAUCUUGGUGCCGAGCGCCUCGCGUUCCCCAGCGUGCCCCACGUCGUCGAUGAGCUCUCUUGGGUUCGCUUCACUAUCCGAGAUGACGAAAUUGUUCGUGAUGACCUCGCUGCUUGGGCUUGUGUGCGACUGGACCGUCUGGGACAUGGCUACCGUUUCGUUCACCUGCUUGAUUGCGAGGGCCGCCUGACGAAUGGCGCCCUGUUUAUCAAGAUUGAGAAGAGCCUGAUUUGAGAGGGAGUCACGGCUAGGUUUGGACGACGACAAUGAUGCCGACGAUGAUGACGUAGUAUUUUGUUGGAUAGAGUGAGAUUGAGAUUGGCAGCGAGAUGUAACAGGGAUACAGAUUUGUCACAUUUCAAGUAUGGCAUAAAUGUCACAAGGAAUAUUCAAACAGCAUCGCAUCACGAGCGGGAGGAUGGGUGAAUUGGAGCACAUAUAUCUUAACUACCGACAAGGCAGAAG
Molecule: messenger RNA, 2348 nt
Organism: Ilyonectria robusta
Lineage: Eukaryota; Fungi; Ascomycota; Sordariomycetes; Hypocreales; Nectriaceae
Product: PLC-like phosphodiesterase
Exons: 2
Coding region: 186-2117 (643 amino acids)
Biological process (GO): lipid metabolic process; phosphatidylinositol-mediated signaling
Molecular function (GO): phosphatidylinositol-4,5-bisphosphate phospholipase C activity
Source: RefSeq, a predicted model, not a curated record